AUGGACGCAAAUCCUUUCGACGCCCCUGGGCCUCUCCCCAGCUUUUACGAUGAUGGACAAGCCAUGUGGAAUGCGGCCUUCCCCGUGCUGCCGCGGGGUCCUUGCAACUACACAGAUCCCUCUCUGCCGCGCUGUGGCUGCCGCCGCUUCUGGAGCAAGCUGAAUGCUGCGCCUGAUUCCGCCGAACUCUGCCAGUGUUCCCAUCAUGCCUGUUUCCAUGAUGAUUUCCCAGCUCCUUCACAGCUGCCGCCCACUCCUUCCCUUGCAUUUGCCGGCCUGCCCCCCACUAAUGAUCAGGACAAGCCGAACUCGGGCAUGAGCAGUCAACGUACAAGGGGGCUCCCAAGUCCGAUGGAGGAAAUGCACCCGUCUUUUGCUGCGCCUGCCGUGUCUUCCCAUUUUGGAGUCUCUAGAGAUUUCGGCCUUCUGAAUUUCUACGCUUCCAGCUUCAACCAGCGUGUAAUGGCUUCUCAACCUCUACAGAUCGAACCCGUUCAUAUUCAGGAUCCACCACGCCAGUCUAUGGAGAAGCAGGCUACCAUUCCGGAUACCGCUCCUGUCGCCGCUUGGGUAAAUGGGAAUCAAACUCAAGAGACUGAGAUUUACGGUGAAACACAGCCGUUGAGCCCGGGUUAUUUACACAUGCAGUCCCAGGCCCCCUCAACUACAUAUUCUAGCCAGAUGAGAUACAUGGCGCCAUUUUCCGGAAAGGGACUGAAUACCAUAAAACGCCCAUCUGCACCCAGGAAUGAAGCCUCUGUUCCGGAGAAGGGGGCAGAGCAUGUUGAGGAACAAGCACAAGCUAACGCCCAGGAUGUAUGCGGCCCUAUGGACUUGAUGGCACCACCAGAGUAUAGGCGAGACAUGACACCUAGACCUGGAUCAGCACACAAUCAAUCUUUCCUCGCUGUCAAGGAUGAUGUGAAACAGUUGUCGGUUGUUGUCAACCUCCAGGAAGAAAGGAUAGACAGGCUUGAGAACACCUCCUUCUCAGUCAUCGGUCACGACGAGUGCUAUGACAAACACGAACACACAGACCUCCGAGUUACGGAGCUUGAGUCUCGUGUCGACGAGGUGGAGAAGAUUCUGAAUGACAAUGCCAGUGCCGCCGGCGCAAGCGUGUCCUCGGCGGCAUCUAAUAGCACAGUUCGCUCUUCGCAAAAGGUUACUCUUAGCCAGUUUCAGGCCCUACAAGCACAGAUUAGUGAGCUUCAGGCUACAUCUCUCCCAACAUACAACAAGCCUUGGGAUCUGGAGGUUGUGUUUCUACCGUUUCCUCUCAAGGGUAUCUGGGUGGAUGCCCGCAAAAUCUUUGACCGGCGACAAUCAAUGGGCCCCGACGAAGAUGGGAUACAAUCAUUGAACACUUUGAGCAGAGCUACGCCGGAUCCCCAGGACCCGGGUUUCUCGGAAUGGCCAGGACAAUGUCCCGAUUCUGGCUGGCUGCUCCCCAAAGCCUUUGCGAAUGGACGGAUGAUUGACCAGAGACUUAGGAGCCGCGGCUUCAUCAAGACAAUCCAAGUGAGGGGACCGGAUGCCCGUGAUGUUCAGCUGGCGAUCCACAAAGCUUUUAGUAAUAUCCUCCAGCCUUCUUCCCACCUGAUCUACCAUAGCGAGGCUACACCCGAGUCACCACUGAAUGAGUUCCUUGGAUUGCGCCAGGACUGGGUGCCUUUGCGCAAAAUUCACCGGGAUAACCGUUUACGAUUUCUCGCCCCGGCCGAAAUGGCAACGCCAGCGCUUUGGGGUUUCACCUUUUUGAUGUCCAGCGUCGUCAUGAAGGCCCCCAAAACCAUUGGGACGCACCGUUUGUACAUCACACAGCCAGAGGCGUAUAUUCAAGAUUAUAUCAUGGGUAAUCGCGCCCUCAUGCCGGGUUGGACAUGGCAAAGGAUACGCGAGCUCAGUCGGGUAUACCCUGAAGACUAUGAUCCCGAGGAGACAAGUAGCGAUCACACCCCGGAGGCAGAUGCUUUUGAAGAAUGUUGGACUAGGAGCGACGUUCUUGACGAGCUGCCCUUUACAGACGCUACAAUUACAAACCGACAGAAUAGCCAUGUGCACUUAUCGUCCGAACGUUCUGAGACCAGUUCGUUCUACACGGCUUCAUCAUCCCUUAAAGCAAACGGAAUGCGAGCAGAAUCGCCGCGGGCAAUACUAGGGAAAGAGCACAAGGCAUCCUUGACGCCCUUUUCGCGGUCCCGUUCAUUCUCGCCGGCUGGCCCUUCUGGCGUCUCCUCGACCGGGAGUCGUCACAAACAGCUGUCCUCCACCCGCCAUGCGAUGAAACCAUACGAACGACCUUAUGAUCGGCGAUCCUCUCCCCUUGUGCAUGAGCGCAGCCCUUUUGUUCCAGCGGAGCAAUACCGAAGACGACGCAGACAGGAUCUGGCAAAACUUGACUAUCCCCGCCAAACCACGCCUCAAGAUGAUUAUGAUCGCAAUCGUGAUCGGGUUAUGAGCCGCUCGCCUUCCCUAGCGCCACCUAACCGGAGCGAUAGGAAGUCUACACCUGGUUGGUACGCCACGCCGCACAGCGAACACCCUUCGUCUGAGAUCGGCUUCCAUCGUGGUAGCAGCCGCGGGCCUUCGCUUCUCACGGACGAUCAUGCCCAGGACAGCGAUCAAGAGAUGACAGGACUAUCCAGCGGCAGCGAUGACGACAGCAAUGAGGAUGACGAGAUGACGGAUUGUCCGAUCGACAGUGGGGCCACCCCAAGACGCUCCAAGUCCGUGCAAGUACCGCUUGCCAUUCCCGAAUCUAGUUCCAGUUCGUCUGAAAGCGGCAGCGACUUUUUCGAUGCUGACGUGGACAACCUCGACCAGGACGACGAGCUAGAUGGGGCUAAGACGGACGGCGAAGGUCAGGGUCAGGUCCACGGUCUGGCAAGACCGUUGAAGUCUCAGGAUAUUCCGAGAGAGGGCAUCGAAACGGAUGACCAAAACCUGGGUCCUUUCAGUCAACACAGCCAGAGUCUAUUCAACGACACGCAGGAGGACUUGGAUAUUGACUUUGAUGAAGGGGCCCAAGAAAAUGGCAACUACGACGACGAUGGUGAUGGUAAUCAAUCCGAUGAGUCAGAAGCACCAAGCGAGUAUCCUAGCAAGAAUAUCUCUUCUGUUCUGUCGCCGGAGACUACGAAACUACCUAGCCCGUUGAUUGCCUCCGGAAGCGGAAGCCGGAGCGGAAGCCAGCAGCAACAGCAACAGGGUCAUCAACAGCAGUAUCCAUACCCACGGGCGCUCACUAAUAGCCAGAACCUGGUUUUGAAGAUUGAGGAUCUGAUUCGGCCCAAGGGACAUUUACAGCCAGAGCCACAGUCAUUACCACUGCCACAACAUCAGAGCCAGGCAUCGACUGAGGCGGGCAGUCAGGAGCUAGGUGAGAUCUACAUGCCAGUAUCUUCCUGGACGGCUUCCACCACCACCACCGUGGCCAUGGAUGUAGCUGCCACCACAGCUACCGCCAUGCCUACGGCUAUGGCACCGGGGAAAGAAACGGAGAUACAGGCUACGACGGAGAUAAAGGCAGGAACAACACCUACGACUUUGGCGGCGGAGAUAGGACCGUCAUGGGUAACGUGGGCAGACACCGCAACGGGGAAGUGGCCGGGUUUUGAGUUUAAGAUUCAUGAAGAUGAGACGAGGACUGAGUAGACUGG
Neurospora tetrasperma FGSC 2508 is the source of this 3662-nucleotide messenger RNA. RefSeq lists its product as uncharacterized. The transcript has a single exon. Lineage: Eukaryota; Fungi; Ascomycota; Sordariomycetes; Sordariales; Sordariaceae. The record is from RefSeq and is a predicted model, not a curated record. Bases 1 to 3657 code for a protein of 1218 amino acids.